Molecule: messenger RNA, 1238 nt
Organism: Suillus paluster
Lineage: Eukaryota; Fungi; Basidiomycota; Agaricomycetes; Boletales; Suillaceae
Exons: 1
Coding region: 483-752 (89 amino acids)
Source: RefSeq, a predicted model, not a curated record
AGUAACCGUAUUCGGAAUUUCAUACGCGUCAAUCUCAACCACUUUCGCACGUUCUACAUAGCGUUCAGCAAAGCCAAAACUAUUUGUAUAAGUAGGUCUGUCGUUGGCUGUCACCACUGCUGAUUGGGCUAUUAUGUAGGUCCACAAAGUUGCUCACGAACUUGAACGUCUGUUACUUGACCACCCUGGGGCAGUAACUGCACCAAUAGUGGUCUGUACUUGACCGAGCGACAUAAAGUCGACCACACUUGCGAUGCAACUCUAACCGCCGAGGCACCUACUCAGCCUGGCAGCAUAUUGAAAAAGGUGUAUUUAUCUCUGUUGUUUUCCACUGGCGAUAAACCGUCUGCCCUGGCACAGUCACCGAGCCUGAACACAGAUCAUCACGGGUUUCCCGGGCCCGUAGCUAUGAUCUAGAGCACCUCGCCCUCUAUGAUGCACGGAAGAAUGGAUUCGAUAGGAGGGAGCUGAACGCAGAGAGUAUGUUUAUGGUACGUCCUUCGUCAUUAGCACAAUUGAUCGUCAUACUCAUCGCGCCUCUACUGUCUGUGUUUUCCUCAUCCAACUUACUUAGGCGCUACCUAUGUCAUGACCGCGCCACAUGUAUGCUUCACGAUACUGAUAUAUACGUCCACUUCAUUUCUUGUCAUUUUGGUUUACUAUUCAUUAUCUCCUCCCCCAUCUCUUCUUGUCGAUCCACCGAAAUUGUGUUCAACUACGAGACCAUAAUUCGAUCCUGUGAUUGCCUCUGAUUUAUCUGUUCUAAGUUCACCGUGCCUCCCCAAACCUUCAUGUUCAUGACUUGAUUCCCCCACGUGGCGGGUAUUGACAGCGUUAGUCGCGUCCGUCGUCAUGCCGGUCCGUCUUAGCGUCGAAGAAUACUGAACCUAUGCUGAAGUUCGCGGUCUAGUCGCCCCUAGAAGUAAGAAUAAACGGUGAUCACUUGACGAGCCCGGGUCUACAUUGUACAAAACAGAACACGAUAUAAUGAAAUCCAAAAGAAGGGUAUUGAAACCCGAUACAGCCUGCAGCACUUAGCAGUUGCAGCUGAAGUGGUCGGUAUAGUACAUAACAGUAUGGGAAGGAGCAUUGAAAAUUUGAAAGCAGGAAACAGUACUCAGCAGUUGAAGCUGGCGUGCUCGGUAUCGUACACAACAUGAGCACAUAGCAUGGGAGAAGCAUCAAAAGCAGGACACUUGGCCCGAGCGCCGUCUACUUCUUUGUGAGCAGUUCCUUCG